Molecule: messenger RNA, 2673 nt
Organism: Pomacea canaliculata
Lineage: Eukaryota; Metazoa; Mollusca; Gastropoda; Architaenioglossa; Ampullariidae
Product: GTP-binding protein YPTM1-like
Exons: 2
Coding region: 1177-1842 (221 amino acids)
Molecular function (GO): GTPase activity; GTP binding
Source: RefSeq, a predicted model, not a curated record
CUCUGAAUUGCUGUGUGGACUUGACCUUCUUCAACAAAAAGUAACCUGCUGUGUGUUAUCAUUUUAUCAGUCUAUUGUACUUGGAGGAACUCUGUGGUUGGUCAUCCGCAAACUCUUAAUCUGCGGUGUGGAAUUUAUCUUUUACUCAACUGCAGUGUAAAGCGACUGUGUGGAUUCCAUUGGAUACCAAAUUUCUGUUAUUUUAAUUCUCUUACAAUAUAUCCAAGGUUUAUGUGAGGACCUUGACAGAUUUUCUUUAACUUUAUAGUGAAUGUGUGUGUGAGAGAUAAUAUUCUUGAUCUGAGAAAUUUUAUCUUUGUGUGGACACCCUACAGGUAAUUGUUUGUGCUUUGUGAUCAGAACGCACAAGUGUCUGUGUAUGUGUACGGAACCAUCAGAGUUCCUAACAGGCGCUGUCAUUGUACUUGUCCUGGCAGUGAUGCUUGUUAUAUAUAUAAUUAUAUAUUGUGUGUGGAUACCUUAAUGGCGUUUCCCGUUGUAACAAAUACGUUUUGUCAAACUUAAAGACAACAAUCAAACAGCGAUGAUUGGCCGAACAACCCGGAUGUAAUCUGCACCAUUCAAUUGCCUUGAGGUCUGACAUUAAGUUGUCUGUCCUAAAUAUAGUUUGGUAUUUAGGUGUACUUGUAUGUUGUUUACUUGGCCGCUUGACGAGGCCGCCGGUUGUGUCAUCAAGUCGCAACUCACCCACAGUACAUUAAUGCUCACCUCGACUAAAGCAGCACAGGUGGUGUAGAGGUGUGUAGACGUGGUGUUGUGAUGUAGAGGUGGUGUGGAGGUUGUGUGGAGUGGUGUAGAGGUGGUGUGGAGAUAGUGUUGAGCAAUGAGAUGGUGAACGUGUGCAAGGCUUGCUGAACUGUUCUGGGUGACGGGAAUUAUCACAUUCGGAAGGUGCGACCACGUGCCUUAGAUAACGCAGGUAGACGGUGGCGACGCGAUUCUCGAAGGAACUUCCACAAGCGGCUGAAGUGAUGCAUCGGAAACAGGUUGGAGAAAUUGCACGUGGACGUUUUCAGUAAAGAAAUCAUUACCGAUUCUCAGGCCUCUUGCUGUUACAUUCAUGAAAACGACAACAAGCUCUGGCAGCAGCAAAAUUGAAGCUUGAUUGCUUGAAGGUUGAUUACCUCUUCCACAACGACCAGCUCCUCGUGGAAGAUGGAGCGAGUGGCGAGUUUACGCUCUGUCAAGGAUGCUGACCUGGUGGAGCGAGCCCCGUACACCUUCAAAUGCAUCGUGCUUGGAGACGCCAACGUCGGCAAAACAUCCCUCGUUAACCGAUUUCAUAAAAACAUAUUCAAGUCCACGUCGAACGUUACCAUGGGGACGGACAAAGUCAGUCUGUCUGAGCGUCUUGUCGGCGGGAGGACCGCGACACUGGAACUGUGGGACACGGCGGGGCAGGAGCGCUUCCGCAGCCUCACCUCCUCCUACUACAGAAAUGUCGACGGAAUUUUAUUCGUCUAUGAUGUGACGAACCACGUGUCGUUGGCACAUAUAGUGGACUGGCAGAAGGAAGUGGACUGCAACAUCAAGGACUCCAGCAAAACUGUGAAAUUUUUGGUGGGGACGAAGACGGAUCUGAAAAACAAUCAGUCCAUCGAGCCGCAGCACGUGAGAGUUGUAUUCCAGGAUUCCAUAGACGGUUUUUAUCAGGUUAGCUGCAAGUCAGGUGAAAACGUGACAGAAACACGUGCAGCGUUCUGUGAGGUGUUGAUCAAGAGUCGACAGGACAGUCCGUUACCCCGCACGGCCAGCACCAUUUGCUUGAGUGCCACAGAGCGACCUCCGCCGGACAACGGGAAGAAAGACUGUGGAUGCUGACCACUCCCAUCACUGGCGAGUCUAGGUGUGGUGUGUCUUACCUGUGUGUGGAGUGUCUUACCUGUGUGUGGCGUGUCUAACCUGUGUGUGGCGUGAUGUCUCACCUGUGUCACACACCUGUAUCCAUGUCAGCAGCAAGCGGCAGUGCCUGACAGAGCCUGCGACAGGUGCAACGGUUGAUGCUGUGAGAUUGCAUAUUCAACGCUUCUUCCGGAAGACGGAUAGCGAUUCCACCACCUGUAAAAUGGUGGCACUUUUCCAUCAACAUAAGCAGAGGAAGUAUAGAUACACUUUAUUUACACGAGAAGCUUAACUAAUUGUUUUAGGUAUUGUGGUAGUUUGUGAAGGAUCACGACUUCAUUUUAUUGGCAUUCUAUUAUUAAGGUCAGUAUGAAGAAUGGUCAGCUCAGAAAAAAAUACAUGUUUUGUCUUAUGCUAGUUUCCUUUGUAAAACUAGUCGCAAAAGCAGCAAGAGAUAAUGCUGACACGUGUUUCUAUAUGUCUGAAGUCUUCCCUAAUGUGAUUCUGUAAUGAGUGAUGAGUUCUUAUUGUCGGUGAAAAAAAUGAAGCCGCUUCAUGCAAGCAUUUAAAUUGAGAGUUCAUUUGUGAUCGUGUCUUCAGAUGUUGUUACCUCGUGAAACACUCGAAUGAAAGACUUAUAUAAGGCAGCCUGCCUCGUGAUACAGGGUGGACCUGACUCAUGAUACAGGGUGGACCUGUCUUGUCCGAGUGCAUUACAGGCAACGAACUACUUUUCAGUGGUGCACCUUGUAUUUAGCUUUUGAUAUCUUGUAUCACCACAUCAUCACAAGUAAAGCAGAGAAUACCUUG